AUGUCAAGUGAAAGAGACAACGAAUCCAGAUACACUAAAAAUACAAGUCGUACGGUGCGUUCGACGCGUACGAGUGCUUCCAAUACAUCUGGAGCUUCUAUAUCUUCUGAACAGAGAUCUAAGGAAUAUUCGAGACAGAAGGAUAAGGAUCAGGGAAGGGAUAGGGAGAGAAGAGAUAGAAGUAGAGACCGUGAAAGGAACAGAGAUGAGGGAAGAGAUAGAGAGAGAAGAGAUAGAAGUAGAGAGCGAGAAAGGGAUAGACACUCAUCUAGCAGCUCAGUCCUAUCGAAAAAAUCCUCUCGUGCACCUUCUGAAGUCCCCAGCAUAACACCCUCACAAAGUAUUAGUGUCUGUGGCCCACCCAAAUCUCGCUCUUCCGACCAAAAAUCUCGAAGCGGAUCAAGUACAGCACUGUCAGCAACUAAAAAACCAUCUCAUCGAAAAGGUACCAGCGAAGCACCCUCAAUCCGUCCAAACCUACCCACUGUCCCCGAAGAUAGAACCGUCAUCGCGGACCCCAGUAACGGAUAUCGAAGAUCCGCAAAUCCAAGUGAAGCGAGUCAAAGCACUUAUAGCUCUCGGACGCAUGAAUCUCGAAAUAGCAGUAGGAAUUCUCAAAGUAUCUACAAUCCCGCUGCAAGUCGCGCACCAAGCGAAUUAUCCAACAUGUCUAAAGCGGAAAUCUCGCGUUAUAUGCCUGAUGCUCGUGAUUUACAGGAGAUACAAAACAGACAUUCUAGUAUGGGAAGUGUAGCCAAUUCGGUCAUGGAUCAUAUGGAACGGAAGGCGGGACGGGAUUUGGGUAAUACGUUGCUGCUUGAUGGGGAUGGUAAGCCCAUAGGAAUGGCAGAAAUGAAGCUUGGUUCUAAAUAUGAUGAAGGGGGGCUAUUUGAGUUGAAAAAAGUGGAUGAGGGUGAAGAACAGUAG
Sclerotinia sclerotiorum 1980 UF-70 is the source of this 927-nucleotide messenger RNA. RefSeq lists its product with no specific name. The record is from RefSeq and is a predicted model, not a curated record. NCBI's taxonomy places the organism in Eukaryota, Fungi, Ascomycota, Leotiomycetes, Helotiales, Sclerotiniaceae. The transcript is spliced from 2 exons. Bases 1 to 927 code for a protein of 308 amino acids.